AUGUCGUCCAGCCCGAAUCGCGGUUCGAAAUCGGCGGCCAACAGCAACAACAACAACAGUCGGCCAACCAGCAAAGAUGGCUCCAAAAAGAACAUUUGGUCUUCUCUGCUGGAUGGCGUCGCUAACGGAAAGCGCUUGCCGGAGAAAAACCUUUUGAUUCUCGGAGGAACACCGGACAGCCAGAGAGAGUUUCUAGAGACUCUUUCAGCAGAUACAUCGGCCGACCCCAGCUUGGUGAAUGAUAAGCGCAGAGGCAAGACGCCGCCGAUUGCCAACCAGUUUGCGCUGGGAUACACAUAUCGAGAUGUUCUCGACGCCGAUAGAGAAGACACUCUGGCGCGUGUCUCGGCGUACCUCCUAUCCGAACCUUCUCUGUCAUUCGCACCUCUCCUCAAACCGCUCUUGACUCCCCAAUCCGUGCCAGAAACGCUGGUGGUAAUUCUUAUGGACUGGUCAGACCCGUGGACAUGGAUCCGACGACUACGGGAGUGGGUCCGUCUGCUUCGUUCGGUGCUGGUUUCUGUGGACGACGAGACCAAAAUUGCCAUGGAGGAGACGAUGACGGAGUGGCGUGAUCGUAAGAGAGGUAUGGACGCCAGUGCUGCUGCGGCAGCAAGUUCGGGAGGUCCUGUCACGAUACCCUUGGGACCGGGCGAAUGGGACGAAGGGCUUGGACUUCCCAUGUGUGUUGUCUGUCAAGGAGCCGACAAAAUCGAGAAGUUGGAGAAAGACCACGGGUGGCAUGAAGAGGAGUUUGACUUCAUUCUCCAGUUCCUGCGAACAAUCUUAUUGAAGCACGGCGCAUCUCUCAUUUAUACGACACCUUUCCUUGCAAACUCACUCCAGAGUCUGAUCCAUUCGUCGCUGGGUAUACAUUCUCUUUUGAAGAGACAGUCAUUAAAACACAAUGUCAUCGACCGUGACAAGAUUCUCGUCCCUGCCAACUGGGACUCAUGGGGCAAGAUCCGGAUUAUUCGGGAAGGAUUCGACAUGGAAGGCGUGUCGACGGCAUGGUCGAUUGAAAUCCAAGAUGCCCCCGAGCCACUCGAUUUCGCGCAGCCUGUCGAGAACACCGCGCAAGGCGAGAAUACCGCAGCUGAGGAGGACGGCAGCAGCGCCGUGACGGUGUUCGAGCAGACGAUCCAAGAUCCCCGCCGGGACAGGACGGUCGCCCACCCCAGCGGCAACGCCAAUGGCGACUCCGUGGAAAUCGAGACGUCCGACAUGCAGAAUUUUCUCUCCAAGCAACUCGAGAAGCUUGAGCAGCUCAAGGCCGAGGAUGAAAAGGACCGCGCGAAUCAGCAAACUCCGCAGCUGGAAAUGUCGCCGAUGGACGACCAGGGCCGGGUCAACGAGCACAUCGGGCCCGUGCAGUUCAACAUGGGAGGCAUCCAGGUGGACGCGGAUGAUAUGCUGAAGAAGCUGAGGGACCGCGAAGCUAGUCGAUCUCAACGGAAGGAAGGGGCCCCGACCAGUCCAGGCGACGAGAAAGCGCACAACCAGGCGCUGGCCAACUUCUUCGCCGGUCUGGUCAAGAAACCUGGCAGCAGUCCUCGCGGCAGUCCGUCCACGUGA
Penicillium riverlandense is the source of this 1575-nucleotide messenger RNA. RefSeq names its product dynein family protein. NCBI's taxonomy places the organism in Eukaryota, Fungi, Ascomycota, Eurotiomycetes, Eurotiales, Aspergillaceae. Gene Ontology annotation, molecular function: dynein heavy chain binding. Gene Ontology annotation, cellular component: centrosome; cytoplasmic dynein complex. Gene Ontology annotation, biological process: microtubule-based movement; microtubule cytoskeleton organization. The record is from RefSeq and is a predicted model, not a curated record. The transcript is spliced from 6 exons. The coding region runs from base 1 to 1575 and encodes 524 amino acids.